Messenger RNA from Cottoperca gobio, 6310 nucleotides. RefSeq names its product poly (ADP-ribose) polymerase family, member 4 (gene parp4). Gene Ontology annotation, cellular component: cytoplasm. The transcript has 39 exons. Bases 89 to 5410 code for a protein of 1773 amino acids. NCBI's taxonomy places the organism in Eukaryota, Metazoa, Chordata, Actinopteri, Perciformes, Bovichtidae. Gene Ontology annotation, molecular function: NAD+ poly-ADP-ribosyltransferase activity. The record is from RefSeq and is a predicted model, not a curated record.
ACAGGUCUGUAUUUUUCAACACUUCAUCUGAUACAAGAACUAAAGUCAGUUUAUACUUUCUGAACACAACUGCAGAAGUAUCUUCUGUAUGUUUACAGGCAUGGCUGUGUUUCAGGACUGCACUGUGCUUUUAGAGCUGAAAACUUUGCCCUUCAAGGAGAAAACCAAACUGAAAUCAACAAUAACAGAGAAUGGAGGCAAAAUUUCCUUUGUGGUCAAUAAACAGUGCUCUCUGAUAGUGACCAGUGAUGUGUCCACCCUGAGCUCCAACAGGCUGCGUAGCAUCCAGAAAUACCAAACGCCCGUGGUCGGGCUGAAUUAUGUGUACAGCUGCCUGGAGAGGGGAGUUCUUCUGCCUGUGGAUGAACACCAGCUGGAUACUUCCUCUCCUUCUGCUUAUUCACUUCCUCUCAUCUCACCGGGGCAAAGUCCACUCUCACAUCAAGUACCAACGAGCAGAGCAGCUCCUGAGAUCUCCAAAAACCCUCUGACUAAGAGGGCAAAGACCGGAAACAUCUUGGAAAAGUUCAGGAUUUAUACUGAAACUGAUUCUGACCUUCCAACGUAUCCGGAUCAUUUUCACGUGGCCAAGUAUUCAAUCUUUGAAAAGAUAAACAGCAGAAUGUGGUGUGUGCUGGAGCUGCAGAGUUACAAAGGAGAGACAGGAUGGCAGUACCGUGUGGUCAGGUACUGGGAGGACGAUAUAGGAGCCAAGAAGUCGGCCGUGAGGGAUAUGCUGGUGUUUCUGUCCACGUCAGAGGAAGCUCUGGAGGUGUACAAGGCCCUGAGAGAGACCCUGCAGGAUACCGGUCUGCAGCUGAGGAACAACACCCCUCCACAGGCCCGGGACCUCGGCUCCGCCCCCCUCCAGCAGCUUCUGCUGGAGGAGAAGCUGAACACGGGAAGCUUAUCGGAGGAAGUGGGCGUAUUUGUGGAGCUGCUGUGGACUGAAGCCCUGGGCUGCCUCAGCAACAUCCUCGCAGUUUCUAUCGACAAGCUCAGCCUCAAUGAUGUAAGCAGAGUGGAGGGCUUGUUGCUUCAGGCUCAGAGGAAGCUGAAGGAGCGAGAUCACAUUGAGGCGGCUUCUCUCCUCGAUGAGGUGUACACCCUGCUGCCGCACAAAGCGCCCCACCUCUUUCCUCCCACUGCCAAGCUCAUCUCUCAGAAACUGGACCUCUGUCAGUUAAUCAGAGACGUUCUGAACGUGAGUGAAACGACCCUGAGAAGCCCGACGCCUUCCUGUCUGGGGAAGUACCGCGCUCUGAGGUGCAGCAUCGAGGCUGUUCCCCCCGGCACCUCCGAGUUUCAGGCUGUGACCGCUCUGCUGCAGGACAGGAAGAUGCAGGUCCAACAGGUUGUGCGUGUCAGCAGAGGGGUGGAGCUUCAGACGUUUAGGAGCGAGGUCGGGAACAUUAAGCCCCUCCUGCAUUCCUCCAGCCCCAGCAACUUUGUGGGAGUCCUGUCUCGUGGUCUGCUGCUGCCCCGUGCUGGAGUGGAGCAUCAUGGGAUUGAGAGAACCGACGCUGGUAAUCUGGGCAGUGGAAUCUAUUUCAGUGAUGCCGUGAGCGCCAGUUUGAAAUACUCCAAGCCCAGCGAGACAGAUGGCUCUCGGCUGCUGUUGGUGUGUGAUGCGGCGUUGGGACAGUGCAGGGACGUCCACAAGAAAGACCUCACACUGACCCAGGCUCCUGAGGGACACCACAGCGUGCGUGGGGUCCGCCGCACCCCCAACACUCACUCUGAGUUUGAGGACGAUGAGUUCGUGGUUUACAGUCCUGAUCAGGUGAAACUGAAGUACGUGGUUCAGUUCAGCAUCGAGGGAGACCAACUGAAGGAGUUCAGACCCGCCGUCAACACCUCCGCUGAGCCGGGUCUGCCCUCUUCUGACCAAGAGGACCGUAUAACUGCCAAAUGUAACAAUGAUCUGGGGUUGAUCGUGGAGGACGGGGUAGAAAACAUUACAAACCCUCUGGCAGAUGUGAAGGCCGGCCUGUUGGACAGCUCAGGUCAGCAGCUCCCUCUGCAGGCCGUCCACGUGAAGUGCAGACUGUUGGAUCUGCUCUCUCAGGUCAUCAUUUUCCAAAAAUACACCAAUCUGAGCUCUGUGCCGAUUGAGGCAAAAUACGUCUUCCCCUUGGAUGAUUCUGCAGCCAUGUGUGGAUUUGAAGCUUUCAUCAAUGGGAAACAUGUGGUGGGACAGGUGAAGGAGAAAGAGACGGCACGCAGGGAGUACAAGCAGGCUAUUGAGAAAGGCCAUGGAGCCUACCUCAUGGACCAGGACGCCCCCGAUGUGUUCACCAUCAGUGUUGGCAAUCUGCCUCCCGGUGCCACUGUCCUCAUUAAAGUUACCUUUGUGUCUGAGCUGAUCGUCAGGGACGGGAGUAUCCUCUUCUCCCUGCCUGGGAGUGUGGCUCCGUGGCAGGAGAGUGCAGCACUCAACCAGACCACACAAGUCACUGUGGAGAAGGUGUGUGUGACUGAUGAGGCGAGAGAGUUCACCCUGGACAUGUCAGUUGAGAUGCCCAAUAAGAUCACCGACCUGCAGUGCAUCACUCACAAAGUCAAGAUUAAGAGAACAGACUGUAAGGCGGUGGUGAGCGUGCUGCCAGGAGAGGUCAUGGGUCAAGAAGGUUUCCAGCUGUCAGUCACUCUGUCGGAGGUCCACCUGCCCAGGAUGUGGGUGGAGAAACACCCUGACAAGGACAGCCAGGCCAGCAUGUUAGUUUUCUAUCCAGACUUCAAAGUCAACUCCACUCCAGCAUCUGAUGAAGUCAUCCUGUUGCUGGACACGUCUGAGUCCAUGAAAGGAGAGUCUCUCCGCAUGGCACAGAGGAUCGCCCUGCAGGUCCUCAGAAAGCUCGACCACAACCUCAGACUCAAUGUCAUUUUCUUUGGCACAGAUCACACGGAUGCUUUCCUGACAGCUCAGCCGCUCGUAGAAGCUCGUCCUGUAGCCCAGAGCUUCAUCACACUCUCCUCUCCAGUAGGGGGCAGCACCGAGCUGUGGCGGCCCCUGCGAGCUCUCAGCCUGCUGCCUCCGUCCCGCGGCAAGAGAAACCUGCUGCUGCUGUCGGACGGUCACAUCCAGAACGCAGAGCUCACCUUACAGCUGCUCAGAGACAACGCUCAGCACAGCCGCCUCUUCACCUGCGGCCUCAGUCCGACAGCCAAUCGGCACAUGCUCAGAGCUCUGGCACAGGCAGGGGGCGGAGCCUUUGAAUUCUUCGACACAAAAAACAAACACAACUGGGCAGAGAAGGUGGAAUGUCAGGUGAAGCGUAUGGCGUCUCCUGGCUGCAGUUCAGUGUCAGUAAAGUGGCAGCAGUUCAACCCAACAGCGCCCCCUCCUGUGCAAGCCCCCAAGCAGCUCCAUGCUCUGUUCAAUGACUGCCACACCCUGGUUUAUGGCUUUGUGCCGCACUGCACACAGGCCACCCUCCUUGGAGAUCUGAGUGGUCAGGAGCUCAAAACCAUGGUGUCAACCAGUGAGCUGCAGAAGACCAGGGGCACAUUUCUUCACAAGCUCACAGCAAGAGCCCUCAUCCGGGAUUAUGAAGACGGAAGCCUGGAUACCAAUGAAGCUGAACAUGAGGGAAAGAAAGCGGAGCUGAAGCGCUUCAUCAUCGAGUUAAGCAAAGAGUUCUCCAUCCUGUCUCAGUUCACCAGCUUUGUGGCCAUCGAGGAAAGGGACUCAGAACGACUCGAGGAGGGUGUCACAGACAUCCCCAAGUUGAUCGCAAAGGAAGAUGUGGACUUCCUCCCCUACAUCAGCUGGAUUUCUCCUGAGGAUAAUAAAGAGGAUGAGUUUGCGUAUGAUCAUAUAGCAUUCUCCUGUGACAUGGACCUGGAUGAGGAUGAAGUUUAUUAUGGUGCUGCUUUUCCUAACAUCUGCUCUGGGCUCAAACUCCUCGGAUCAACCAUGUAUCCCACGGAAAAAAACUCCUCCCUUCAAGAUCUGAGUGUUCAUGAUCUCAAAUUCCUCGGAUCAACCAAUGAGCAGCACAUGGACACAAACUCCUCCCUUCAAGAGUGUUCAAGUUCUGCACUGCCCCCAAGCUCUGGAACUCCAUCCCUCCACGCAUCCAGGAAAACUUUAACUGGUAGGAGCAGAAGACGGAUGCAGAACACGGCGUACUGUGUAGAGAGCAGUGAUAAUGAAGCAAUGGAACUGGACAUGCACCUUGAGGAACCCGAUGAUUUGUUUAAUUUUUCCUCUCCAGUCCCUCCACCUCCUCCUCCUCAAUCUUCAGCCCUCUCAUUUCAUCUUCCUCCUCCUCAUCCUUCUUCUCUCCCAAGUGCCCCUCUACCUAAAUGUCAGUUUACGAAUUAUGCCAUUCCAACUCUGGCCACUAUGUCACUGGAAAGACCAAGUGUAGGGACAGCUUUCAAAGAAACAGAAUUUUUUCCUCCAUCCCUGCUACUAAAAAUGUCCUCGCUCUACAGCAGCGUGAGAGCUGGCGCUUCCUCAAAAUCUAUGGGAGUCCUGAAUGAACGUCCAUGUUCUCUCGAUCGUAAGAACAAAACAAUUCAAAAGCUCAUCACUCUACAAGCUCAUUCAGCGGGUCGCACAAGCGCCUCAUUUGCUUCUCAGCAACAGUUAGGUUAUUCUUUCGGUGGCUCUCUGCCUCAAGUCCAACCCCGUGAAUCCAGUCAUGGCCCUCCAGUUCCAUGGGAUGAAGCAGCAAAUCUUAGUGGAUAUAGAAGACAUAGAGCAAACUUGAAGCCUGAAGGAGACAUGGCACAUGGGGCAAAACUGGCCAAGGGGGAAGCUGCAAGUUUGGGACGUGCAACUGUACUAAGGCAACGGUUAGAUCAGCAGAGGCGGAGGAGUGUUGGCCGUGGCCCUCCUCAAGUUGUGAUGAGCGCAGCACGGUCUUCAAGAUGUCUUCGACCCUUUCAGAGAAAGUCAGCAGACCCUGAAGUGCUGAAGCUCAGAUGGACACAGAUAUUCCAGAUGCAGCAUUCAGAAGGCUACUGGCAGUUAACCACAGAACUGGGUGAACUCCUGAAUGUGGACGUCGACCUCUUCGCCAACGUGUUCCUGAAAAACAAGGGCAUCCGGUCUCUAGGUGUGAAGGCCCAUGCAGACAUCCUGAGGCUGCUGGCAACUCUUCUGGUUCUGCAGCUGAUGAGGGUGGAGAAGCUGGAGGAGGGCAAACUGCUCCGCACCCUCUUCAGCCUCAACGACUCCUCUCUGCCCAGGCCUGAGCGGUGGGAGGAGGUGAAGAGGGCGGUGGAUUGGGUGUGCUGGGCUGACCGGCAGUACCCGUGUGUCUACAGCCGGCUGGAGUUUGGUCUGAGCUGGGAAUCCUCCACCCGUCAGCUGCUGGGUUUCGAAGGCCUCCCUCCCUUCUCAGCUCUCAGUGGUCUGAACCUGCAGAGGACCGUUUCCCAACUCCUGGUCCACUGAGCAGCAUUAAGAGAUGAUAGUGUGAGAGAAACUCAUACCGCUUUGAAAUGAUCAUUUAGAUUAAUUUUUACGCAUUUCUUUGGCUUACGUAAAGCUCUUCGGACCGGGUCUGUCUGUGAGUUUAUAUGCACAUAAAUAACAAGAUGCAAUUGGUUUUCUGCAGUAAUCUGAUUCCUUAAACUUCAUGAAUACAAGAAACAGUUUCCUUAAUCGGGGUAGGAGAUUCGGGAGCUAGAUUUCUGCAAUUUCUUGGCCAUGUAUACUGAUACCAAUCAUGUUUUUACAUGCACAUAUGUAUAUGAUUAAACCUUCAGGCAGGGAAAGUACACCAGCGACAGCAGAGUCAUGACGAGUAGCAGUGCAUCCGCUGUUCAGAAUAUUCCAAUCCAAAAUUAGAGCUGAUAUGGCAACUUCCUCUGAACAUUUGACUGCUAAAUUUAGACACAGCGGUCUUUCCACUUUCGCACACACCUACACACAUAACAAAAUUAGAAGGUCACGUAUUAAUAUUUCCUAAAUAAGGGCAGAGAAGUGGAUAAUCUGAUGACUGACCCGUCCGAUUGCCUGUGUAACCUGGUUUCUCGAGUGCAUGUGAAUCUGUUGUGUGUUUUAAAGGUAUUGUACCAAUGAACUUGCCUUGCUUACAUAGAUAACUGCCUUUCAGCACCUUUGAUUACUUUGUUUGUAGGAUAUAUUUUAGGGGUGGGUGAUAUGGCCAAUGUCUUCUAUCAAGUUACAUGUCAUUUCAAAUUGCGGUAACAGUUUAUAUCAAUUGUUCUGUAAAUUCACAUAAGAAAUGGUUUAAAAUAACAAUAGUCUACUUGAUCACGUUUGAUUAUUUUUAUUUGGAAAAGUAUGUAAGUAUUAUGAUUAAAAGUACUCGCUGUGCAGUAAAAUGUC